Aspergillus candidus is the source of this 952-nucleotide messenger RNA. RefSeq lists its product as uncharacterized. The coding region runs from base 158 to 664 and encodes 168 amino acids. The record is from RefSeq and is a predicted model, not a curated record. NCBI's taxonomy places the organism in Eukaryota, Fungi, Ascomycota, Eurotiomycetes, Eurotiales, Aspergillaceae. The transcript has a single exon.
UACAAUAGGCUGACCAGAUGGCAUGGCUCCGAUUGGAACCGAUACAAUAGGGGAGCCGACAACCGCAGCUCGAUCCCACGCGAAAGGAGACGGUAGAACCACAGCAUCGAGGUGAUACCGCUUGAUUACCCCCGGAGACCUCCUUCGUCAUCGUGUCAUGACCGUAAUAUGUUCCUUCUGCCCAUCAGCCCAAGCUCUCACAAUUAUCAAGACAAACCCGGCAAUAGGGACCAUUCCUCGCCAGCAAAUACUUCCCUCCGAGUCUGACAAAGAGCGAGUUUGGCAAAAUUGUCAACAUUACUUCCGAGUGGGCAUCCGUCGCAGGCAAGGACGGGUCUCUCUAAUCCCCAGAUUCGAUCUCAGGAGGCUGAUCCAAAUAAAGCCAACGAUUGCGGGACACAUCUCAGCUACCGCGUCCCCAAAUCAGCACUCAAUGCCCCCAGCGUCUCAAUUGCAAUCGAGCUCAGGGCGACCACGCAGGACCAUGCAGAAUAUUGCGGUGCUUUGCGUCGACCCUGGCGACGUCCCGACCAAACUCGGCCGACGGGCAGGAGAUAUCGAUCUGAGUGAUUCGGUGCGCGGCAUGUGUGCACAGAUUGAGGAGGCUACCAUCGAUGAUACCGGUCUGUUUGUGAACUGGAGGGGCCACAUAUGGCCCUAUUGAGGGUUCAGUUCUUUCACCGUCGGUCUCGGUACUAGCUGCUGUUGAAGCCAAAGCCAGAAGUAGUUAGUUACAUACAUCGACAGGUACAUCAACAAACAGCCAAAUUCAUCCUCUUCUUCUGCAUAGUUCCAACAUACGUAUGGAAUCGUUUGAGUCUGUCAGUCAGAUGUCAAUAAUGAAUUGAGUCUCAAGGAGGAUGAGUCAGGGAUAGCACACCUCCAUAGUGACAGCGCCCUCCAAGCUGGAGCAUUCCAGCGCAUCCCCCUGAUCAACAGCAGAUCGAUCGAA